Polyodon spathula (Mississippi paddlefish) is the source of this 2596-nucleotide messenger RNA. Its product is annotated as sodium/potassium/calcium exchanger 1-like. The record is from RefSeq and is a predicted model, not a curated record. The coding region runs from base 272 to 2389 and encodes 705 amino acids. Gene Ontology annotation, cellular component: membrane. Gene Ontology annotation, biological process: long-term synaptic potentiation; calcium ion transmembrane transport; long-term synaptic depression. Lineage: Eukaryota; Metazoa; Chordata; Actinopteri; Acipenseriformes; Polyodontidae. The transcript is spliced from 11 exons. Gene Ontology annotation, molecular function: calcium, potassium:sodium antiporter activity; calcium channel activity.
AAUAAGUCCGCAUCCACGCCGCCGCUCCAAAGCACGCCAGUAUAUUCAGCUGCCUGGAAACCUGACUGUGACCGACCAGUAUCUGUACAGAUUGCGGCUUCUGCGAGACUGCCCAGUGAAAAUGAGAUGAAAUUUCAAGCCGCGACUCGUACUUUUUGCAACAGGGGUUUCACCUCGAAAACUGAAGCUAAAGAGGACAGAUACUGACUGGAUGGGGGGACGCUAGAAUAACUGUUGCUGAAAAACAAACACACAUAUCAUUUGAGCAAACAUGUAUUUGCACAGGAGAAAGAGGCUUCAGUGGAAUCGAAUUGUCUUUUUCUUAACGGGAGUGCUUGUUUGCUUCGCCUACCAGCUUUCGUUCAGCCGGCGGUCAGCACCUUGGACAAGGCACGAUGACGCUGACAAUGUGGACAGCUUUCUCGACGUGGAAACCAGGGAGCUCUCAAACAAAACCACAGCUGAUGACACGACAGACCCCCCUCAAACAACAACAGAUCACACCCCCAUGACCACAGACAGAACUACAAUAAGGCACUGUAUAGUUGUAGACCCAGAGCCAGCUAAAACCACCACGAUACCUACUACAGCAACCCCAGUACCCAACACAACAGUCCUAACCAAUGCUUCCAGCACCCUACUCAAGAUCCCGCAUCGCACGAAAGGAGAAUACCCUGAGGACAUUUUUACGGUGGAGGAGCGUCGGAAAGGUUGGGUGUUCCUUCAUAUUUUUGGAAUGAUCUACAUGUUUGUGUCCCUAGCCAUUGUGUGCGACGAGUUCUUCGUCCCUGCUUUGGGGGUUAUCACCGAUAAGCUGGCAAUCUCUGAUGAUGUUGCUGGCGCCACUUUCAUGGCAGCAGGCGGCUCGGCUCCGGAGCUCUUCACCUCGCUCAUCGGGGUCUUCAUCUCGCACAGCAAUGUCGGGAUCGGCACCAUCGUGGGCUCGGCGGUGUUCAACAUUCUCUUCGUCAUCGGCAUGUGCGCCCUCUUCUCCCGGGAGAUGCUGCACCUGACCUGGUGGCCUCUUUUCCGAGAUGUAUCCUUUUAUAUCCUAGGCCUCGUCUUGCUCAUCGUUUUCUUUCUGGACAACUUCAUCAUGUGGUGGGAGAGUAUGAUGCUGCUCAGCGCUUAUGUGCUUUAUGUGGUUUUCAUGAAAUACAACGUGCCGGUGGAGCACUUUUUUAAAGCGCAACUCAACAAACACAAGAGCAUUGUCAGAGUUAUCGCGCUGGAGGAACCAGGCAAGAGCAAUGGAUCUGCUGGAGGGGAGGAUCCACCGCUUCCUGACGACAGAAACAGACGGAAGGUCAAGCCAUCACUCCAGCGGGGUGGCAGCUCUGCCUCCCUCCACAACAGCACUAUGCGCAACACAAUCUUCCAGCUCAUGAUUCACACGCUGGACCCUCUGGCAGAAGAAACCGUCUUUAAUGGAGAUUUUCAACCUUCCGCUUCCAAACACGGGCAAGAGAAGUUUAAGGACAAGGCUGAGAUCUUGAAUGACAUGGCAAGAGGGAAGGUAAAGAGCAAAGGACAAGGCAAAGCAACAGGAGAAGAUAAAGGGGAAUCCCCCGACCCUGUGAAUGUUCAGGUCGCCCCUCCCACAGAGCCGUCCACAUCCCAGCCAGCCAAAGAGGAAUUUAAAAAGGACCCUCCUGAAGGGAAUGAGACUCAGGAAGCGGGGGGCUCGGACAGCGAUGAAGACAGCGAUGAAGACAGUGAUGAUGAGGACAGUGAGGAAGAGGAGGAGGAGGAGGACAAGGAAGAGAAUGACAAGCCCCUGUCCCUGGAGUGGCCAGACAACAGGCGCAAGCAGGCUACCUACCUCUUCCUGCUGCCCAUUGUCUUCCCGUUGUGGCUGACCGUGCCUGACGUCCGCAAUGCGGCCUCGAAGAAGUUCUUUGCAAUGACGUUUCUGGGAUCCAUCAUCUGGAUUGCUGUGUUCUCCUACCUCAUGGUGUGGUGGGCCCACCAGGUCGGAGAGACGGUCGGGAUCUCGGAGGAGAUCAUGGGGUUGACGAUCCUGGCAGCGGGAACGUCCAUCCCUGACCUGAUCACCAGCGUCAUCGUGGCACGCAAGGGUCUCGGAGACAUGGCCGUGUCCAGCUCUGUGGGCAGCAACAUCUUUGACAUCACUGUCGGUCUGCCUGGGCCCUGGCUGAUGUACUCCUUAAUCAAUGGCUUCACCCCAGUAGCGGUGAGCAGUAACGGGCUGUUCUGCGCCAUCGUGCUGCUCUUCCUCAUGCUCCUCUUCGUGAUCUUCUCCAUCGCCAUCUGCAAGUGGAAGAUGAACAAGUUCCUGGGCUGCACCAUGUUUGCACUCUACUUCUUCUUCGUGGUGGUAAGCGUCAUGCUGGAGGACCGCAUCAUCAUGUGCCCUGUCUCCAUCUAGACACGUCCCUCUCAACUAGACACGCCCCUCUCAUCUAGACACGCCUCUCCUCAGUCAGGACAGCUGUGCAGAGAUCAAAAGCCAAGUCUGCAAAAGGAGCCCCGCCUCAUGUGGGUAGUGUUUCUGGUUUCUGGCUGGCUGGUAAAAACUCUGCCUACAGCUACGGCCAAACGUUUUGCAUCACCUAGAAUUUUAGGAUUGUGACAG